Molecule: messenger RNA, 1419 nt
Organism: Melospiza melodia melodia
Lineage: Eukaryota; Metazoa; Chordata; Aves; Passeriformes; Passerellidae
Gene: SETD9
Product: SET domain containing 9
Exons: 7
Coding region: 1-1362 (453 amino acids)
Molecular function (GO): protein binding
Source: RefSeq, a predicted model, not a curated record
AUGGAUCGCAACUCUGGAGGACAAGUCUUAGGAGGAGCCGCUGAGGGAGCUCAGGUGGGGGUGGGGAUGGGCUCAGCCUGGAGAAAAAGAAGUCCCGAGGUGACCUGCCUGAGCGGAGCUUCGAGCCAGGUGCGGGUCGACCUCUUCUCCCGGGAAACUGGAUGUGAGGAUGUGGCCUUAAGCUGCUUUGAGGGGGGUUCAGGAGCUAUGCGUUUUCAUUCCCGGUGCCUGCAGGUCUCCCCACCCUGGGUACCGCGCCUCGUUACCCGCGGAGCGAGAGCCGGGCCCCCAUCCCCGGCCCCGGGGCUGCCCCUCACGGCCCGCCCGCCGCUCACCGCCCCGCCGGCCGCUCGCAGCCAAUGGCAGCUCACGACACAAACGCGCCGGCGUGUGUCCGGGGCGCGGAUUGGCUGUUCCAGUUUGCGCGGGCGCGGCGCGGCAGCGGGGCGGUGCCGGGGCCGUGAGGGAGAGGCCGCCAUGCUGCGGGAGCUGCGGCGGCGCUGGCGCUCCUACAAGUACCGCUUCGUGCCCUGGCUCGCCCUCAACCUCCGCCGCCAGCGCAGGACCCUUCGAUAUGUUCCUGAAAGCUCUCAAGACAAAAUUAUUGCUGAUGAAGACGUCUUUGAAACACUACUGAAAACAUUUAAAGCUCUGUUCAUUAAUGACUUAAGUAGACAAGCAGAUAUUCUGGCCUUACUUCCAGAAGUCAAGUGUCAAUAUUUAGAAUUACUUUCUGUGGAGCAGAAGCAAUCAGAAGUAAACUCUUGUAACCAUCAGGGUCAGCAUGUGUUUAGUCCUGAGGACGUUCUGUUCAACACGCUUGGGUUCACUGUUAGCAGAGACCGGAGUUCGCUGGUGUCUGCUGGAACUGGAGUCUUUGUUACGAGAGGUUUUGUUCCCAGGGGGACGGUUGUGUCUAUGUAUCCUGGUACAGUAUACAGAAAGCAUGAGCCCAUCUUUUUCCAGUCCCUUGGCAAUCCCUUUAUUUUUAGGUGCAUUGAUGGUGUUCUUAUUGAUGGGAACGAUAAGGGACUGUCAAGAUCAGUGUACAGGUCUUGCAGCAGAAGAGAUCAACUUGGCCCUUUUCAAAUGAGUGAUGAGAGCUGGCUCACAGCCACCCUGCAAAACCCACUGGCAGUGGGACAGUACGUCAACAACUGCUCACAUGAAAAAGCAGCAAACGUGUGUUAUCAAGAGUUUGACGUGCCAGGACAUUUUCCAGUAGAACUGAAACAGUAUCUUCCAAACAUCGUCUACAGCCAUGACAUAGAGAGCCACUUGAGAUGUGUAGUUCUUGUCACUCUCAGAGACAUCAAGCAAGGAGAAGAACUUUUUUCAAAUUACUACACUGUUGUCAGCUGAAUUAAUAGAUUCAAAACUGAAGAAAUCUCUGUCAAUAAAAUAUGUAUGGUGCCUGUA